Prorocentrum cordatum is the source of this 1299-nucleotide messenger RNA. The record is from the annotation of a GenBank genome assembly. Lineage: Eukaryota; Dinophyceae; Prorocentrales; Prorocentraceae.
AUGGAGUACCUGGCGCUGGUGCGCCCCCCGCGACCCGAGGUGGCCGCGCUCGUCGAGGGGCACAUGGCGCCCCUGCGGCGCCUGCGGGCUGCCGGAGGCGACGGGGCCUGGUGGCGCGCCGCGGCUGUGGUCGACCUGGCCGCGGGGGCCCUCCAGGAGGCCUGCUUCUGCGUGCUUGACGGCUUCCUGCCGCCGCAGCUCGCCGAGCAGCUGGCAGAGGGCGUCUGGGGCUCCCGGCCGGUGGGCCCGGUGGGCGCCGAGGGCAAGAACGGCUGGACCCGGGGCGGCACGGCCCGUGCAGCAGAGGCAAUCCAGUCUGGAGGCGGCCUGGAGGAGCGGAACGAGCGCCUGGCGAGGGCGCUCCUGAACCCCAGCCGCGGCGACGUCGCCCUCUUCUCGGACGGCGAUCACCACCUGCCGGGGACCUGUGCGCUCUGCGCGGCGGUGGACGAGCUGGUGGACGCCCUGGGCAGUUGCCCAGCGAUCGCCCAGCGCCUCGCCCACACGGACUUUGCCAACAGCGCGAUGUUCACGGUCUACCCGGGGGGCGCGUCGCGGUACAUCAAGCACACGGACAAUUCGGCGCUCACGGACGGCAGGCGCUUGACCGCGAUAUUGUAUUUGAACAAGGUCUGGGAGCCUUCUCACGGCGGCCAGCUGCGCAUCUUCGAGCCGACCAUGCAGAGCGUUCAGUUCAAGGCGGACAUCGAGCCCCUGUUCAAUCGCCUCGUCUUGUUCUGGUCCACGGAGGAGGUCCCGCACGAGGUGCUCCCGAGCUACCGCGAGCGAGCCGCAGUGAGCAUCUGGUACUGCUGCGCCCGGGAGUGCCUGCAGACCGAGGAGGCGUUCAAGCGCCUCGCCUGCCGGGCCCGCUGCAUUGCGGGGCGGUCCCGCGCGGAUCGCCUGGAGGCGGCGGGCUGGACGCCGGAACAGCGGCGGCUGCUGCGCCUGCUCGGGGAGCCGCCCUCCCCGGGCGCGGCGCCGGAGGAGAGCGCCGCGGGGCGCGAGCGCGAGGCCGUGCGGGCGGCCGUCCUCCACGACUUCGGCGGCUGCGAGGCGCACCGGCGGCAGCGCGAGCGGCUGAGCCGCCUCUUCGGCUGGGACGCGCGCGCCGCGGAGGCGCAGCGCCAGGCCUCGGAGGCCCAGCGGCAGCAGCGGGGCCUCUUCGAGGCCCUGGGCCUGCCCUUGCCCGCCCCGCUGGAGGCGCCCGCGCCGCGGGUGCCGCAGACCUCGGCGCCCGCCCUCGCCGAGGAGCUCUGCAGACGGAGCGCAGGGGGAGGAGCAGUGGCAGAGGCUUAA